GGGACACUUUGAUUAAACACCGGCUUGGGUGGGCUCGAUGGCUGAGUCAGGACCCUGUGAUGAUUCUCCCUCCCCUGGCUAUUGUAAACACUCUCUCCACUGGACCCUUGAAGCUGUUAAGCCGGCAACUGGGUACCAAACAGCUCUGUGUCACAUGAGAGGCCUGGCUGGAGUCACGGUGGCCCGGGAUACUAUUCUUAGCUGCAGGAAUGUACACAGUGGCCUCAUGGCGAGCUCCACAGCGCCUAACUGGAUAGCCUCGUCGUUUCUCUGUGUCAUGCUGCUUUUCUCUCCCUGACUACACUUCCCUACUUUCUCUCUGGGUAAUGUUUUGGUCCUCUUUUCACUGGAACUGAUACUUUUCCUGACCAGACCGACCAGACAUUUUGGAUAUUAUUGAUUUUCUGAGGGCAGGAGAAUGGCCUCAAAACCACGAGAAGUUUUCUCUUUCAAAGACUCAGAACAUCCCUCCCACCUUCUAGCCCAGCUCAACAUCCUCCGUCAGGAGCGCAUCCUGACCGACGUCCUGCUCUGCACGGAGCACCAGGAGAUCCCCUGCCACAGGAACGUCCUGGUGUCCAGCAGCCCGUACUUUCGCGCCAUGUUCUGCAGCAACUUCCUGGAGAGCAGUCAGGCCCGAGUGAAUCUGAAGGGGAUCUCUUCAAACGUCCUCAGUGGCAUCGUGGACUACGUCUACACGGGCUGCGUCACCAUCACCAUGGAGAUUGUGCUCCCGCUCAUGCAGGCGGCCUCCAUGCUUCACUACGGAGGUCUCUUUGAGGCCUGUUCCAUGUUCCUCCAGGAGCAGCUGAGUCCAGAAAACUGUCUGAGCAUGAUACGACUCUCCGAGAUCCUCCACUGUGAGAGUUUGAGGGAGAGGGCGAAGGAGAUGGCCGUGAGGUGUUUCUCUGAUGUAGCUGCUACAGAGGACUUCUGUGAGUUGUCUCUUCAAGAGCUCAUGUGUUACCUAGAGGACGACCGACUUUGUGCUGAGGAGGAACAAGUGUUUGAGACCCUCCUGGCAUGGAUCCACCACGACCCAUUCUCACGACGCGGUGCAAUCCAUGACCUCUUCAAGAAAGUCCGUCUUCGCUACAUCCAUCCAACUUACCUCUUCCAGUUCAUUGCCAAUGACCCACUGGUGCAGUCCUCCACCCUCUGUACUGAGAUAAUCGAGUCAGUGCGCCGCCUCAUGCUUACAGUCAGCACCAAGUGUAGCCGAGAGCUCAAGCCGCUUUGGACCACACCACGACGUUACACCUGCAGAGAAACACUGGUGGUGGUUGGAGGACGCAAAAACAAUGAGCAAACCUCACGAGAAGCCCUUCUGUAUGACGAGAGGACUCAUCGUUGGCAGUGGUUGGCCAAGCUCCCUCUGCGCCUCUACAAAGCUGCAUAUGUGUGUAUUCAUAGCAUCCUCUAUGUGCUUGGCGGGCUCAGCCUCUGCAUGACAUCAGGUGACAGCUCAGUCAGCGCCACAGUUUACACACUCUCCCUGAAGACCAACCAGUGGCGGACUGCUGAGCCCAUGCUGGAGCCACGGUAUGCUCACCAAAGUGUGUCCUAUCUGCACUUUAUUUUUGUGUUAGGAGGCAUCGGGGUUGACAAGAAGAUCUCUCAGUCUGUAGAGAGAUAUAACAGCAUGUUUAACCAAUGGGAGCCCAUGGCGCCAAUGCCCACAGCGGUGCUGCAUCCAGCUGUUGCAGCCAGCGAUCAGAGGAUAUAUGUUUUCGGAGGGGAGGACGCCAUGCAGAAUCCAGUCAGGCUGAUUCAGGUGUAUCACAUCGCUCGCAACUUGUGGUCCCGGCUAGAAACAAGGACGGUGAAAAACGUUUGUGCUCCUGCUGCCGUCAUUGAAGACAAGAUCUACAUCAUAGGAGGAUACACCAGGCGAAUGAUCGCCUACGACACCAAAGCCAACAAGUUCGUCAAGUGUGAGAACCUAAAGGAGCGGCGGAUGCAUCACAGCGCUACAGUGAUCAACAACAAGCUCUAUGUCACCGGUGGACGCAUCCUCAACGGCCAUGAUGUCAUCGAGGACUCGGACUGCUUUGAGUGUUACGACCCCAAGACAGACGUUUGGACCUCGAAAGGUUCUUUGCCGUACAAGCUAUUUGACCACGGUUCCCUGCCGCUAGUCUGCGUCUCCAACAGGCCCAACCCACCAUGACCCACCAGCAUCCAACCAGCCACUUGGGCGAAUGCAUGUUCUUCACCUCCCCUUUGCCAUGAUUUAUUGGCCUCCAACUACACAAAUGGGAAACCAUUUCAAACUGACUGCAUUCCUUCACGCAGCUCAGUCUCUGCCACAACUUAGCAGCACGUCUGGAUCAAAGGGGAGCUCAGCUGACGAGCAGAGGUGUCAUUCCUGAGGCACCUGGGGUCAAACUGAACUGAGAACCUACGAGAUGACGAGAGGCGAGAGACGUACUGACACAAGAAGCAGCUGUUCAGACACAUACGUAAUCCAAAAAGCUCUUUCCGCAGAUGGCUGCGCUCGUUUGAUGGUAACCAAAAGUGUUAAUGCUUUAAUUUCCCAGACAUUUAUGCACAGCCUGGCAGCUGCAGUUCACUUCCCUGUAACAAUUAAAUACAUAGGGAAUUACACGUCUGGCUGCUUUGUUAACGCUAUAAAACUGUGUAAAACUGAAAAGAGCAGAUCAGACAGCUAAUAUAAUUUGCACUUUAUAGAGAACACAUUCCUCCUUGACCCACAUGCUUCUAUCAGAGUGCACUUGCUGAUGAGUUGAUGAAUUGUGACAGAACACGGACAAGCUCCCCCUGCAAAGCACAGCAUCACGUUUGCUGAAAUGUCAAUGAGACGCACAGUUUUACUUAAACUGAAUGAUCUGGGCCAAUUUUAUUCCAGUUUAGCUGGCUUCAUUCUUGAGAAUUGUUCCUGCAACCCCCCCAAAAAAACACGUUCUGUAUUGUCUCGUGAAUGUUUUCACUUGCAACGUAUGUGUAGUUUAUGUAAUAUGAAGUAGAGUAAAAAGAUGUUUUAGAUUAAUCGAGGCACUGUAAACAGUUUGUGUAUUUCAGUGGUGGUUUACUUUUAAUUUCGCCAUGCACAGUUCCUGGAUAAAUAAAAAGGGCUUCACAGGCA
Molecule: messenger RNA, 3106 nt
Organism: Sebastes umbrosus (honeycomb rockfish)
Lineage: Eukaryota; Metazoa; Chordata; Actinopteri; Perciformes; Sebastidae
Gene: klhl38a
Product: kelch-like family member 38a
Exons: 4
Coding region: 419-2170 (583 amino acids)
Molecular function (GO): protein binding
Source: RefSeq, a predicted model, not a curated record